GGGGGAUAAUGGUGCAUACCAAAAGCUUUAAAAGAAAACUGACAUUUACAGAGACAGAUGAGAUCCUGCACACCUUCCUGCAGCCCCUCACUUCAAACUACAGUUGAGCUGUCAGCGAUGAAUCCAGCAGUUUACCCGCCUGAGGCUGUUCCAUUGCAGGGGAGGUAUGAUGGGCGCCUUGGACAGCCUGGGGGACAUUCAGUGGUUCAGCACACCACUGUGAACGUCACCACCGAACCCCCCAAGGACCACAUCAUCUGGUCCCUCUGCAGCUUUGUCUACUCAUGCUGCCCCAGCCUUGGACUAGCGGCUCUCGUCUUCUCCAUCAAGGCCAGAGACCGGAAGGUGAUUGGAGAUCUGGAGGGUGCCCGACACUACGGCUCCACUGCCCACUGUCUCAACAUCAUAGCCGCAGUCCUGGUUUGCAUCAUGGUCAUUAUUUUCAUUAUUACAGUCACUGUUGUGGCUAUACAGAUUAAUUCGUAUCGCCCCUACUAUGGCUGA
Messenger RNA from Epinephelus lanceolatus (giant grouper), 504 nucleotides. The record is from RefSeq and is a predicted model, not a curated record. Lineage: Eukaryota; Metazoa; Chordata; Actinopteri; Perciformes; Serranidae.